This is a messenger RNA of Durio zibethinus, 3851 nucleotides long. RefSeq lists its product as uncharacterized. Gene Ontology annotation, biological process: protein phosphorylation. NCBI's taxonomy places the organism in Eukaryota, Viridiplantae, Streptophyta, Magnoliopsida, Malvales, Malvaceae. Gene Ontology annotation, molecular function: ATP binding; protein kinase activity; protein binding. The record is from RefSeq and is a predicted model, not a curated record.
UACCAUGAAAAAUUAUAUGUUAAUCUGAGACCAAUGAAAUGAAAUUUCACUACUGUAUUUAUAUGCAGAAAAUCCCAAGCAGUACGUGCUAUAAGAUAAGAGUUAAUAAAGAGCGACGAAACAGAUGUAGAACUUGAUUACCAAGCAUGUCAACGCCUCAAAAGCUUUCAAUUUGUGUUUUCCAUCUUCUCUUCCUUUCCUUACUUCCUUUGAAGACUACCUCUUCACCAAGAACACAAGCGGAAGCCCUGAUUCAAUGGAAAAAUAGCUUGCUUUUCUCUCCACCUUCUCUCAAUUCUUGGUCCCUGGCAAAUAUCAACAGCCUCUGCAACUGGACUUCCCUUGUUUGUGAUAGCACUGGCAUGGUCUCUGAAGUAAACCUCUUCAGUUCAAACAUCACUGGAACGCUCACCCAAUUCAAUUUCACACAAUUUGCCAAUCUCACACGCUUUGAUGUCAAGAAUAACAGUCUCAAUGGACCAAUACCUUCUGCCAUUAGUAUCCUGUCCAAGCUUGUUCUCCUGGAUUUGGGCAACAAUUCUUUUGAAGGUAACAUACCAUCGGUGCUAGGGCGACUGACGGAGCUUCAAUACCUCAGUCUGUUCAACAACAAUCUCAAUGGUACUAUCCCUUGCCAAGUUAGCACUCUUCAAAAAUUGUGGUACUUAGACCUCGGGUGGAACAAAUUAACCUCUCCAGAUUGGUCCCAAUUCUUAGCCAUGCCAUUCUUAAGACACCUCAAUGUAGGAAACAAUUCCCUUAAUUUGGGCUUUCCUGCUUUCUUAAUUGAUUGUUGGAAUUUGACUUUCCUAGACUUGUCAGUGAAUAAUUUGACUGGGACAAUACCAGAAUUAGUUUUUACCAAUCUGGGCCAGCUUCAGUAUCUCAAUCUCACAAAUAAUGCAUUCCAAGGACCAUUGUCACCAAACAUUUCCAUGCUUUCCAGGCUCAUAAACCUCCAUCUAGGAACCAACAAGUUAAAUGGUCCAAUUCCAGAGAGCAUAGGAUUCCUGUCCGAUCUUGAAACUUUGGAAUUGUUUGAAAAUUCAUUCGAAGGGAAGAUUCCAUCUUCUUUAGGACGACUAACAAAGCUCCGGAAACUUGAUCUUUAUUCCAAUGGUUUAAAUUCUACAAUUCCUUCUGAGCUUGGUUCUUGUUCUAACCUCUCCUUUCUGGCCUUAGCGGAAAAUCAACUUAUUGGCGAAUUACCUUUCUCGUUGUCCAAUCUCACUAAAAUCUCCGAGCUGGGUUUGUCUAAUAAUUCUCUCUCGGGUGAGAUCCUGCCAUCUCUCAUUUCGAAUUGGACCAACUUGAUCUCAUUGCAACUCCAACUCAACCUUUUCACUGGGAGGAUUCCACCAGAAAUUGGCUUAUUGACAAAGCUCAAUCUCCUUCAUUUGUUUAACAACAGACUAUCUGGGUCGAUUCCCUCCGAGAUAGGGAACUUGAAAAAUCUAAUAGCGUUAACCCUUUCUCGUAACCAGCUUUCAGGUUCAAUUCCUUUGACAAUAUGGAGUCUAAAAAACCUACAAGUUCUGCAGCUUUUUGGAAAUAAUCUCAAUGGCACAAUUCCAGCAGAGAUCGGUAAUAUGACAUCACUCUCCCAGUUAAACCUCGACUCAAACCAACUCUACGGCGAGUUGCCAGAGACCAUUUCUCGCCUCGCUAAUUUACAAGGCAUUUCAUUGCAUAGUAAUAAUUUCUCAGGGAGAAUUCCUCAAGAUUUUGGGAAAUAUAUUCCUCGGUUGCGUUAUGUUAGCUUUUCCAACAACAGCUUCUCUGGGGAUUUGCCUUCUGAAUUAUGCAGUGGAUUUGCUCUUCAAUUCUUGACCGUUAAUGAUAACAACUUCACAGGGUCAUUGCCAGCUUGCUUGAGAAACUGUAGUGGACUAAUCAGAGUUCGUCUUGAUGCGAACCAAUUUACCAGUAACAUUACAAAUGCAUUCGGAGUUCAUCCAAAUCUUGAGUAUUUUAAUCUGUGCGAUAAUCAAUUCACGGGCGAAAUCUCGCCAGAGUGGGGAGAAUGCAAAAGCCUUUCCAAUCUACAGAUGGACAGGAAUCGAAUUUCUGGUGAAAUACCAACUGAGCUUGGAAAGUUGACUCAGUUGAGGCUGCUAACCCUGAGCUCAAACGAGUUGACUGGGGAAAUUCCUAUAGGGGUAGGAGCUUUAAAACUGUUGUUUAACCUCAAUUUGAGCCAUAAUCAUCUGUCAGGACAGAUCCCUCGGAGUAUAGGUCAUUUAAUGGAGCUUCAAUAUUUAGAUUUGUCAGAGAACAGCUUGACAGGAACAAUACCAGAAGCGCUUGGGAUCUGUAACAGGUUGUUGAGCCUGAACUUGAACCACAACAAUUUAUCUGGUGACAUUCCAAGUGUGCUAGGGAGCUUAAGUCUUCUGCAGUAUUCAUUAGACCUCAGCAGCAAUUCAUUCUCAGGAAAUAUUCCUCCGGAGCUGGGAAAACUUAUUUCACUGGAGAAUCUUAAUGUUUCACAUAACGAUCUCUCCGGUAAAAUCCCAACAUCUAUACUCCAAAUGAUCAGUCUUAGUUCAUUUGAUUUCUCCUAUAAUGAGUUGAUAGGUUCAAUUCCAACUGCUGGCCCAUUCCAGAAUGCAUCGGGAGAAGCCUUUGCUGGAAACUCUGGUUUGUGUGGAAACGUCGAAGGAUUGCCUCCUUGUUAUUCAAUUUCAACCAGAAAAAGGUCCAGAAUGCAUCAUGUGAAGGUGGUUGUUGGUGUAGUUAUUUCUUUCUUUGGCGUAUUGGCAUCAAUUGCCGCAGCAGUUUUUGCAUGUCAUCGCCUAAACAAUCAACCGGAUGAGGAAGCUGAAGGUAGUAAGUUUGAAAGUUCCGAGUUGAUACAGAUAAAAGGAAGAGAUUAUAAAUUUGAUGACCUUGUUAAAGCCACGGAGGACUUCAAUGAAAGGUACUGCAUUGGGAAAGGGGGAUCCGGACGUGUUUACAAAGCAUUAUUGCCUACAGAUCAAGCAGUUGCGGUUAAAAGACUCAAUAUCUCAGACCGCAAUGACAUUCUAGGUACCAAUCGCCAAAGUUUUCAGAAUGAAAUUCGUAUGCUGAGAGAAGUUAGGCACAGAAAUAUCAUCAAGUUAUACGGGCAUCAUUCUCAUAGGGGGCGUAUGUACUUGGUUUAUGAGUAUGCGGAGAGAGGAAGUUUGAGAAGUGUAUUGUAUGGAGCAGAUGGGGAAGUGAAGCUAUGCUGGGCAACAAGGGUUAAACUUGUGCAAGGAUUGGCUCAUGCAAUUGCCUACUUGCAUCAUGACUGCUCUCCACCAAUCAUACACCGAGACAUAUCUUUGAGUAAUGUUUUGCUAGAAGCAGGAUUUGAGCCAAAACUCUCAGAUUUUGGUACUGCAAGGUUGUUGGAUCCAAGUUCAUCCAAUUGGUCGGCAGUAGCUGGAACUUAUGGCUACAUGGCUCCAGAGCUUGCACUCACAAUGCGGCUCACAGAUAAAUCUGAUGUCUACAGCUUUGGAGUAGUGACAUUAGAGGUUAUGAUGGGCAGGCAUCCAGGGGAACUCCUGAGUCCCCUAUCAGAAUCGACUUUGUCAUCAGAAAAUGCAGAAGUGUUUUUGAAGGAUGUGCUAGACCAACGACUCCCGAAUCCCACAGGCUAUAUAGUAGAGGAAGUUGUUUUUGUAGUCAGUUUGGGCUUGCAAUGUACAAAUGUUAAGGCAGAGUCAAGACCCACCAUGCGUUUUGUGGCACAAGAACUAUCAGCAAGAACACAGGCUUGCCAGAGUAAGCCAUUAGGAAAGAUGCCUGUUAGCAAGCUAACUGGAUAUCAGAAAUAGAAUGACGUAAAUCGAAUGAGCAAGCUACAAUUUUUUUUUUUUUUU